Caenorhabditis elegans is the source of this 1269-nucleotide messenger RNA. It is a transcript of the gene Y71H2AM.14, whose product is annotated as L-Fucosyltransferase. Gene Ontology annotation, cellular component: membrane. Gene Ontology annotation, molecular function: galactoside 2-alpha-L-fucosyltransferase activity. Lineage: Eukaryota; Metazoa; Nematoda; Chromadorea; Rhabditida; Rhabditidae. Gene Ontology annotation, biological process: carbohydrate metabolic process. The record is from RefSeq and is marked reviewed. Bases 277 to 1113 code for a protein of 278 amino acids. The transcript has 10 exons.
ACGACCACAUUGAUAACUAUUUCUGCACUUUUGGCCUUUCUUCAGAGUAACUUCACUAUUAUUCAAAAAAUAAUUAUUUUACAAUAUGUCUCAAAAACCAUCAUAUACUCAAAUAGGAUAAAAUGCAGUGAAAUCGGCAAAACAUUUAGUGCCAUGGGCAAUAAUUGUCGUUCUAGAAUCGCCGAAUUUCAAGCUUCUCUCCCUGUCGGUGCUCCAAAAAAGUUCUUAUCAAGUAGCCUUGCCGCCCAAUCUGGAUUAGGAAAUCACUUAUUCGAAAUGGCUUCACUUUUGGGAAUGUCGAGAGUUCUGAAUCGAACACCGAUUCUAUUUGUCGAGGACAAGAAUUAUGAGGGAAUGUGGAAAAGCACAAAAGAAGCGAUUCCCGGAUUAAUUGAAAAAUUUCAAAUUGUUCAUGGCAAAGUACCGUCUCACAACAAACCCAUUCAAUUCAGUAAGCUAUGUUGUGUUUACGUGGAUCCCCGAGUUCUAGAAAAUAUGAACGACGAGUUUCUUCAUUUGGAUUCGCAUUUCUAUCAGUCGUGGAAAUAUUUUGCUGGCAUGCAACGAGAAUUGAUUGGCUACGUGAAAAAAUCAGGAAACUACAGCUCACUUCCAAGGUCAACUGAUAAUGUUUUCGUAACAUGCGCCCACGUUAGAAGAGGUGACUUCUUAUCAGUCGGAUUUGCAGUCGCCGAUGAGCGUUUUGUCAUAAAUGCUCUCGACUUUAUGGAGAAAAAAGAUCCUAGCACUCAUGCUAAAAAGGCCACAGUUUUGUUUGGAGAUACAUUGGAGUUUUUGGAACUCAUUUAUAACAGCUUAAAUAAAAAUAAAUCAAGCACAACAUACUUUAUAGCCAAAAACAGAAACCAUGAUGAUCUACUGUAUGCGAAGGAAAAUUGUGAUGCUGUGCUGAUUGCAUCUCCCCAUUCAACAUUCGGGUGGUGGAUGGGAUAUCUAUCUAAAGGAAAUAAAGUCUAUUAUAUGGAUAUUCGCGAGACUAACGAUCCUAUUUAUAGAAGAGGAGAACUCAAUCCAUACGACUAUUUUGCUGAAAACUGGACGCCACUGAAAUAUGACAUUGAUAAUCAAACUAUAAUUAGAAGUAUUAAAUAGAUUGAUGUAUUUUUUUCUUUAAUUUUGAAUUGUUUAUUUAAAUUUUCAGAACUAAUGUGCUUCCAUUUUUCUAAAAUAGGAAAAAAACUUAAUAGAUACCCACAUGCUCCAUGAUGUCACCCAACUAUCUUUUUUUUAAAUUUCAUAACAAUCAAC